Molecule: messenger RNA, 744 nt
Organism: Malania oleifera
Lineage: Eukaryota; Viridiplantae; Streptophyta; Magnoliopsida; Santalales; Ximeniaceae
Exons: 5
Coding region: 25-744 (239 amino acids)
Source: RefSeq, a predicted model, not a curated record
UAUCAGUUUCCUGGCUAAGUGGUGAUGGCAGCUAAUUUUGGUUUCCCGUGCCAAGCCUUGGGCAAGGGUCUCUAUCCCAAAGCAAGGGCCAGCCUCACCCUUGGCCCUGCGCCUGUGCCCUUCAAAAGAACAUGUCAGCUUCAUCUAAACAAAGUGACAAUGCAGCCGCAGAUCACCUCUGUGGGAUGUAGGACUGACUACAAAUUCUCUAGUGGAGGCAAGCUCCAUUUGGUCAUGACAUCAAGAAGCAAUUCUGAGCUUUGGCCCAGUCCAACUUCUCCAGCUAAAACAGUAGAAAAAUUUUACAAAUGUAUCAAUGAGAAGAAUAUAAAGCAACUACCUGAGUUCAUCUCUGAGGACUGCUGCUUUGAUGAUUGCGCUUUUCCAAUGCCAAUCCAAGGGAAAGAGGAGGUUGUGCAAUUCUUUGAUCAACUCAUUAGGGGAAUGGGUGAGAAUCUGAAGUUUAGGGUGUGCAAAAUUUGUGAAGGAGAUUCCCUAAUAGCCGGAAUAAAUUGGCACUUAGAAUGGAAAGGAAUACAGGUACCCUUCACCAGAGGCUGCAGCUUCUUCGAAUGUUCUCAAAAAGAAGAGACGCUGCUCAUUAAGAAAGCUCAGGUUGUAAUUGAGUCUCCAUUCAAACCAGGAGUCUUUGCACUGGUUCUAUUGAAGACCAUGACUUCACUAUUUGAUAGUUUUCCAUCAACUGCUGAGUGUAUGUCAUUAAUCUUCACAAACAUUACAUGA